AGUGAGGAAGGAGUUAAUCAUUGCAAAAUAGUCAUUUCCUGAGCCCUCUGGUUGGAUGAGUAAAAACUUUCAACUAUUUCUAUUUCUUCUGUGUCAUUUAAGAGGCUUUCAAGGUGCACUGUACCUCUCAGACCAGCUCUUACUCAUAGAGGAAAUCUGAUCUGCUGCAGCACGGAAACAUCAGCGGUGAGAUGGCGAGACAAAUUCCUUAGGGAACUGCCUGUUUUCAAGCCAAGUUUUCAUGAUACGAUCCAGCUGGCUUACAGGGAUCAACAACCCACUUGUGAAUAAUGGUUAAAAACGAAUCCCACCUGGACGUUUUGACGCUGGCAAUGCUCCAGAAUAAAACUGUCUCCAUCACCCUCCCAGUUGUGUAUACAGUGGUGGCUCUAAUCAGCAUCCCUGGCAACUUGUUCUCCCUUUGGGUGCUCUGCAGUCACAUCAAACCGAAAACACCUUCUGUUAUCUUCAUGAUCAACUUAAGCAUCACAGACCUUAUGCUGGCCUGCUGUUUUCCCUUCCAGAUUAUUUAUCACAUCCAAAAUAAUGACUGGACAUUUGGCAAGACUCUUUGCAGCCUUGUGACAGUGAUGUUCUACUCCAACAUGUAUUCUUCCAUACUGACCAUGACCUUUAUCAGCAUGGAGCGGUACAUGGGUGUGGUACACCCCUUGAAGCUGAUCAAGUGGAGAAGAAAAAGGUAUGCCUUGGCUGCCUGCCUAGCUAUGUGGAUUUUCUUGCUACUAGCCUUCUACCCACUAGAAACUACAGAUCUGACCUAUGAAGUGAAAGAAUUAGGGAUUAUAACCUGUUUUGAUGUCCUAAAAUGGGAUAUGCUGCCCACCUUUGCAGCCUGGGUAGCCUUUCUCCUCACUUUAUUCAUUUUGCUCUUCCUGAUCCCUUUUAUUGUAACAGUUGGAUGCUACAUUGGUAUCAUUAGGAAGCUAAUUCAGACAUCGAGCAGAUAUGGUAAUAAGCAGAAGACUAGAUCCAUAUACCUGGCAACAAUUGUCCUUCUGGUGUUCAUCACUUGCUUUGCCCCCAAUAACUUCAUCCUACUUGCACAUAUGAUCAGCCGCCUAUUUUACAACAGCAGUUUGUACCCUGCCUACAAGCUCACCUUGUGCCUCAGUUGCCUCAACAACUGCAUAGACCCCUUCAUUUAUUAUUUUGCAUCAAAAGAAUUUUACCAGAAAUUCAUGCAAUUGUUUUGCCCUACGGUGCUGCUCAGCGACAGCUUGGAAAACAGAAGGGAAAGUUUAUUCUCUGGCAGGACCAUGUCAGUCAGAUCAAUGUCAAGUGGACCUAUGGAUGGGUUAGAGGGAGUAAAGGUCAAUUUGCAAAGGCAGGAAAGCGUUUUUUAGCUUUAGAUAUUCCCAGAAGAAAGACACCUGUGAAACUCAUGAGUAGACACAGAAGACAUUUCCUUUUGAAUGGCCAUGCUCAAAAUACCUUGCUCCAGUGACAGAACUCAAGCUAUACUUAAAUUGCACUUCAGCAUUUUCUGAUUAGAAAUGGAAGUCCUAAAGGAACGGAGUUUAUUCAAGAAGGCACUGAAGCAAAUCCAACAGGGUUAGCCUGGAAAUAGCCUUGCUGCAUAAGACCAAGGGAUAGGUUUAGAACAAAAGUCACUCUCAGGUUGUAUGAUAGUUAACCAAAGACUUAUGAUUCUCAGUGAAUGUGAAAUAUUACUGUACAUGAAUUAGAGCAUACACCAAAGCUGGUUUGGGAGUUGUUUUUCUAAGAAAUGUGCUAAUCUUUGGUUUUGUUUUUACUAUAUUUUUUUCUCUCUUGUAUUUCUAUAAAAGAAAGAAUAAAAGUAGCAUGGCAUUUUACCAUUAAUGCAUAAUGCACAGCCACUGUGAAUUCACCACAAUACUCACCCAACUGCUUAUCAGAGUCAAACCACACUGACACUUGAAAAGGUUAGGUUGACUCAUAUUAUUUAUUUCAAUUCUAUACAGCAAAACAUCUCAUACAAUGAAAGGAAAGCUACAACUAACAACGUUUGCAAAUACUUCUGCAUUUCUUGAAGUUAUUAAUUUCUCAGGACUGUGGUGAGCAUUUUUUUUAAGGAAACAGACUUUCCCACAUUAACCUGUUACAGUACCAAUGCUGCUUGUAUGUGGUUAGUAUCAACUGGACAUUUUCACCAGUUCACUGUUGGCUAUGCAUAGAAGAACCAUCCCCUCAGCAGACUUUAGCUUUACACAGUGCCUGGGGAGUGAGCUUUCCUUCCUUACAGAGAUGGUGUGGAUUAUAAACCAGAUUUUCAGCUGGAUAAAUGAAAAUUCAACCACAGACUGGAGAGUGAUUCUGUGCCAGCAGAAACCAGCUGAAAACUUUUCACGAUAGCCAGAUGUCAGAAACUGACUUCUUUCAGGCAGGCAAAAAGAAAGAAGAAAAGAAAGAAGAAAAUAAGUCUUGAGAAUGGGAGCUGUACCAAACAUCCUGAAAAAAAGCUAUGGCAGGUAGAUUGAGCGGUCGCGUAUUUGGAACCCUUCUCUGAAAUAUCUUUCUACAGCUUGUUUGCAUAUUCCACGCCAUGUGUAAUUCUUUUCACCUCUCAACAAAUGCCUGUGUGCUUGGAAAGAGAAGUGCUACAGAAGUUGCACUGGGAAUAGACAAAAGAAAAGCUUUUCUUGUAAUACUUACAGCUCUUUACCUACAUUUGACCUUCAUGGACAGAGGAGAGCCACAAACCACCUGAGAACACCGGGCAAGUUCCCCUCACAAGCAAGGCAAAGCUAUUCCAUAUUUUGCUGUGCUGCAACUCCAUCCAACACUGAGGAGGAAGCUGUCUGCAGCGUUGUGGAUAGUUGUUUCAGACAUCACAUGCUGCACUGAUUCCUGAGCUCCUGUGCCUAAGUAAUAGGCAACAGCCAAGGCCCUUAAAAUCUGCCAUUUUUCUUUGGGUAUCUCAUGAUUAAAAUAUAAUUUUCCACCACUAAUUACCACGACUUUCUUCACAAUGUCGUGGAAAACCACAACAUGCACAGUGAGAUAUUUGAACGUCCUAUCUUCUGCUAAAGUAUUGUCAGGUUUUUGGAGCAGAAUAAAUGUGAGUGGACCUAGGACUACCGUUUACAAGGCAAUGUGAACAUUCAAUGCUUCGUGGCAUUUCACAGUGUUAGUUUUAAUUGAUCUGCACAUUUGCUGUGUACAAGGCCAACCUUAGUGAUAUGUAACCCAGCCAAACUCUCCCAUCAAUUUGCCUGGAAGCUACCUUUCACUAUUAAUUUUCACAUGAUUCCAGCUUUCUCACUAUCACAAUUGUUUAGCUGUUUUCUGCAUUUUGUUGUGGCAGAAACUUUUUUUGAAGUUUAUACUGAAAUCUCUCUCAUUUUUCUUUUUUUAACAUCAAAAUAUUUUUACAUUGAAAGCCUUUAUUUCUCCUACAUCUAAUGCAGACUUUGUUUUAUCUUGAACAUGGUCCUCAAGUACAUAGUCCCUCCUAAAAUAUGCUGCAAAGUGCCUGAACUGUAACUGACACAAAAUAGAGCCAAAAGGGCAGAAACCUUGCACUUUGGACAUCAACUGCUAUAUUUUAAAAAAUAGUUAAUUGUUCCUUUUUCAGGAGAAAAAAGAUGCUCACAGCUGACUGAAAAUAUUCCCUCCAGCCUCAUGCAGCUCUUCAUAACCCUUCAUCUCUCUUCUGACAAUGUUUAGAAAGGAACAGGAAGGAUGCCUCAUUCAAGUACACUUCAUGCCAUUUCACUAACUAGCCUCUAGUUAGCUCAGAUUCCUCUUUGGGUCAGUGGCAUUGUUCCUUGAGAAAGGAAUAUAAAAAUGAACCCAGCAACAGCAAUCCUUCGAGUCUGAUGGUGUAUACUAUGAAGCCUUGGAGAAUUUUUAUUAGAGAGACGAGAAUAAAUUAUUAUUAAAAGUGGCCCAUCAUACUGUUCUUUAAUCCUGGAAACAUAUUCUUCUGGGACAUCAUAAGAAUAAUGACUUCUACCCUCCCUGAUCAGUGGGUGUGAGUUGACAUCUAUAUAUAUAAACAUAUAAAUUCAUACACAUAUAUGUACAUUGCAAUUUGUGAGGUUAUUGAGAAGUUCAUGUCCAAACUACCCUCAGUUUGGGGAAUAUGAGCCCUGGGCAGCUUGCUUACUUGUAAGCAUUACUGUGUAGUUAAUGUAAUUUUAUUGAAAAGACAAGAUAUAAAGGCUUCUGUUUAUUUUUGGGGUUGGGAGGGGAGUUUGUGUUUUGUUUUGUUUUUUUAAUUAACGUAUAGAAAUUUAAUCUAUGAAUGCGCUUGAACUUUUUUGUACAUAUAAUGAUAAUAAUUAAAAAAAUAGAAAAAAGAACAUGAUUUAAGAUUCAUUCCCUUGUUUUUACCUACCAUGUGUGAAAAACUUCCAAACAUAGAAGAGGGCAGGGAAAUCAAGUUACGAAAUAAAAUUAGUCUGUUUCUCAUUGUUA
Molecule: messenger RNA, 4422 nt
Organism: Corvus hawaiiensis (hawaiian crow)
Lineage: Eukaryota; Metazoa; Chordata; Aves; Passeriformes; Corvidae
Gene: P2RY8
Product: P2Y receptor family member 8
Exons: 3
Coding region: 291-1364 (357 amino acids)
Biological process (GO): positive regulation of Rho protein signal transduction; phospholipase C-activating G protein-coupled receptor signaling pathway
Cellular component (GO): membrane
Molecular function (GO): G protein-coupled purinergic nucleotide receptor activity
Source: RefSeq, a predicted model, not a curated record